This is a messenger RNA of Sinocyclocheilus rhinocerous, 1512 nucleotides long. RefSeq names its product meprin A subunit beta-like. Lineage: Eukaryota; Metazoa; Chordata; Actinopteri; Cypriniformes; Cyprinidae. Gene Ontology annotation, cellular component: membrane. Gene Ontology annotation, biological process: proteolysis. The coding region runs from base 63 to 1466 and encodes 467 amino acids. The record is from RefSeq and is a predicted model, not a curated record. Gene Ontology annotation, molecular function: metalloendopeptidase activity; protein binding. The transcript is spliced from 8 exons.
UCAGUAAACACAGUGAGAACGUGUCCACUACCCAAGAAACCCCAUUUGAUUAUUACUCUGUGAUGCAUUUUGAUAAAAAUGCCUUCAGCAACGGUAACGGAUCCACGAUCAUCACCAAGAGUCCUGAGUUUCAAGACGUGAUCGGACAACUAAUGGAAAUGAGCGAACAUGAUGCGACUGAGCUCAACAAACUCUACAAAUGCAAUUCCUCCGUCUCUUUCCUCGACCACUGUAGUUUUGAUGAGGAAUCUCUGUGUGAGAUGAGCGUCUGUUCUGCUGCUGGUUACGGCUGGCAGAGAGAGAAGUCAGUGAGUGGCAUCAAUGUGACCGACCACACAUACUUGGGCAAAGAACAGAACGGGACGUCUUUCUUCAUGCACUUCAGCACUGAGGGCAGAAACGAGGGCGACGCAGCCAGACUGGAGAGCAAGACAGUGACCCCUACGAGAGACUGCAAAGUCCAGUGUCUGCAGUUCUACUACUAUCACAGCGGAAACGAGUCCGACCAGCUCAACAUCUGGAUCCGAGAGCUGCAGAAUGAAGCAGACAGCACAGGAGCUCUCAGACUCAUGGAUCAGAUCACAGAAACCCCUGGGAAUUACUGGAAGCUGCAUCAUGUGCAGCUGAACGCAAAUAAGUCUUUCCAAGUUGUGUUUGAAGCGCGUAAAGGAGCUGGAACCUCCAGUGGAGGCUUCUCACUGGACGAUAUCAAUAUUUCAGAGACAGAGUGUCCCUUCAUAUGGCAGAUAAGAGACUUUGAGAAGAAACUGGACAGCGGGUUUGAUUUCGGUCUGAGUCCAAUGUAUUGCUCCAGUGAUGGGUAUCGCUUUGCAGCUGAGUUAGAGGUGUCAUCAGUGAAUGAAUUCGAAAUACAUGCUGCUUUCGUAACUGGUGCAUAUGAUGAGCAGCUGCAGUGGCCUUGUCCAUGGAGGCAAAUCACCGUCCAGAUCCUGGACCAGAAUCCACACAUACAGAAGCGCAUGUCCUUUGAGCAGAGCAUCACCACUGACCCUAACUUGACUCGUUAUGGCACCUAUUUCUGGGACAGCCCUCGAAAAGGUCCAGUCUUCAUCAGUGAUGAGUUAGUAUUUUAUAAUGGACCUGCCUUUUUUAAGCUCCUAACAAGAGAAGAUCUCGCUAGAAGAGAGUUUAUCAAGGGUGGAGACCUCAUAUUGCUCUUCACCAUGCAAGACAUCUCAGCGCUUCUUCAGAAUGACUCUCUACCCUGCCCUAAAGUAACCGUGAAGAACUUCAACGUUUCUGCUGACGCAAGCGCCCAGCAGGGACCAUGUGCUACAAGAGUUCUUCCCACACCUCAGCCGAUCUCAACAACUACAUCAACUCCCACUGAACCUACAGCAGAGCCCACUGAGGGUGAGUGUCUGGACAUAUUUUGCAGUUCCAGUGCCUCGACUGCUUCCUCUCUGAUCAUCUUGGUGCUUUGCUUUCUUUUGCUAGUCAGUUAAUCGUGACAAAUCGCUAUUAUCACUGCUCUAUGUCUGACUGUUCAGU